Molecule: messenger RNA, 1369 nt
Organism: Leptosomus discolor (cuckoo roller)
Lineage: Eukaryota; Metazoa; Chordata; Aves; Leptosomiformes; Leptosomidae
Source: RefSeq, a predicted model, not a curated record
AAUGGAUUCUGAAGCCCUUAAAAAAUACUCAGCAUUACAUCCUAAACCUGCUGGACUUACUCUUCAGUAUGGCACCGCUGGAUUUCGCACCAAGGCCGAGCAGCUUGAUCACGUCAUGUUCCGCAUGGGCUUGCUGGCAGUUCUCAGGUCCAAAGCCAUGGUAUCUACUAUUGGCAUCAUGGUUACAGCAUCGCACAAUCCUGAAGAAGAUAACGGCGUAAAGCUGGUUGAUCCUCUUGGAGAAAUGCUGCACCCUUCCUGGGAAGAGUAUGCCACGCAACUAGCGAAUGCAGAGGAUCAGGAAUUACAGAACAUAAUAGCUGAGAUCUGCCAAAAAGCAGCAGUGAACCAGCACAAAGAUGCUUCAGUUUUUCUUGGUAGAGACACCAGGCCAAGCAGCGAGAAACUUUCACAGUCAGUAAUAGAUGGUAUCUCCGUCCUGGGUGGUCAGUACCACGAUUAUGGUCUGGUGACAACGCCACAGCUACAUUACAUGGUCUGCUGUCGAAACACCCAAGGGCAGUAUGGGGAAGCAACGCUGGAAGGUUAUUACAAAAAAAUAUCCAAAGCUUUUACAGAACUGAUAAAACAGUCUCCCAGCCCUGGAGAGAGUCAGAGGCACCUGAAGAUUGACUGUGCCAAUGGAAUAGGAGCCCUCAAACUAUCAGAAAUGGAGCCCUACUUUCCAAAGGAGGUUUUAAUUCACCUAUAUAAUGAUGGAACCAAGGAGAAACUCAAUCACUUAUGUGGUGCAGAUUUUGUGAAAGUUCACCAGAAACCACCUAGAGGGCUGGACAUGAAGCCCAAUGAGAGAUGCUGCUCAUUUGAUGGCGAUGCAGAUAGAAUUGUUUAUUACUAUAAGGACGCAACUGGCCAUUUUCACCUAAUCGAUGGAGAUAAAAUAGCAACUUUGAUUAGUGUCUUCCUUAAAGAGCUUCUCACCAAGGUGGGACACACCUUAAAGAUGGCCGUGGUACAAACAGCUUAUGCCAAUGGAAGUUCGACACGCUACCUGGAGGAAACACUGAAGGUACCUGUGCACUGUGUCAAAACAGGAGUGAAACACUUGCAUCACAAGGCCCAGGAGUUUGAUGUUGGUGUUUAUUUUGAGGCAAAUGGACACGGUACAGUAUUAUUUAGUAAAGCUGCUGAAACUAAAAUAAGACAACUGGCAAAAGAGGAGAAAGAUGAUGGAAAAAGAGAAGCAGCAAAGGUGCUCGAAAACAUGAUUGACUUGAUUAAUCAGACAGUGGGUGACGCCAUCUCAGACAUGCUGGUGAUUGAAGCAAUCCUGGCUUUGAAGGGCCUGACGGCGCAGCAGUGGGAUGCCCUCUACACUGACCUCCCGAAUCGGCUGCUCAAAGUUCAG